AUGAUUAAGUAUCUAAGAUCUAAGAUAUUGGAAUUUUAUGGUAGUUAUCAACAUAAUUAUUUGUAUUUAUAGUGUUGCUAGAGUACUCAUGGUCAGCUAGGAAUCUUAUAUCGUAUGUACUGCAUCUGUUUAUUAGUGCUAAAAAACUAAUUGUACAUAGUAACAAUAUAUAAUUUGCCAUUUAUAUUUACUUAGUAUUUUAAAUAUUUAAUAUAACUUUUACUCUUUUUUAAUUAAGUAAUUCUGAGUUAGAUUAUGAUAUAAAAUCGUUAGUCUUUAAUCAGGUCAAAACAUAAUAAUUAAAAAAGUUAUCUCUAAAAAUAUAAGGAGAGAAAAUCCAAAAUAUUAAUCUGA
Molecule: messenger RNA, 354 nt
Organism: Tetrahymena thermophila SB210
Lineage: Eukaryota; Ciliophora; Oligohymenophorea; Hymenostomatida; Tetrahymenidae
Product: transmembrane protein, putative
Exons: 1
Source: RefSeq, a predicted model, not a curated record